AUGUCAUCCGCUAAACCGCAGCAUUUCAUGAACACAUCGGGCGACUCCGACUCCGUCUGGGUCCAUCGCAUGCCCUACUCUGAAUACCCUUCCUUCCCCACCUUGGACCGCGAUAUCCACACGGACGUCUGCAUCAUCGGUUCCGGCAUAGCGGGUAUAUCCACCGCAUAUGAGCUCGUCAACCGCGGGAAGCGAGUCACCAUGCUCGAAGCACGACACGUUGUGUCCGGGGAGAGCGGUCGCACAAGCGGACAUUUAACCAACGCGCUGGAUGAUGGAUACGAACAAAUUCAAAACAAACACGGAUUUCAUGGCGCGAAGAUAGCGGCGGAGAGUCAUGGCUGGGCCAUUGAUCGCGUUGGGGAGAUUACGAAGGCCCUUGGGAUUGACUGUGAAUACCGUCGGCUGCCGGCAUACGAAUUUUCCCAGUAUAACAGGGAGGACCCCAAACACGAGCACGAAGUCCACGGACUGAAGAAGGAAGUCGAAUUGGCACAGAAACUCGGCCUCAAUGCGACGUUUCGUGAAGGUCUCGCCGUUCCCGGCUGGGAUGGGAAGCCGGACCAGCGCGACGGGGCCGUCUUCCAUGACCAGGCGACAUUCCACCCAACCCGGUACUUUCUCGGUGUUCUUGGAUGGCUGGCAAAACAGCCCAAUUUUCAGUGUUUCGCGCAGACGCGCAUGAUCUCCCUUGAAGAGAAGGACGUUAUCCACGUUAAAACCGAACCCGGCUACACCGUGACGGCGCGCGACGCCGUCGAAGCAACCUGCGUACCGCUACAAAAACUCAGCAUUAUCGCGGAGAUGGAGUACAGCCGGACGUACUGUAUUGCCAUUCGCAUUCCACGGGGUACCGUCAAGGACUGUCUGAUCUACGACGAAGCAGAAGCGUAUAAGUACGUGCGACUAACGGGCUGCGACGACCAAGAUGACUACAUGGUGGUCGGUGGAUGUGACCAUAAAGUUGGGCAAGAGGAUGUAAGCGGCCGCUUCGACGAGUUGGAGACUUGGGCCCGCGAACGGUUUCUCCAGGCUGGAGCCGUCGAUUACCGAUGGAGCGGACAGGUCUUUGAACCCGUCGAUUACAUGGCUUUCAUUGGCAAGAACCAGGGCCAGAACCACGUGUACGUCGUAACGGGGGAUAGCGGCGACGGGCUCACCCAUGGCGUCUUGGCUGGACGACUACUGGCGGACGAGAUCGGGGGCAUCAAGAACCCUUGGGCUUUCCUCUACCAACCCAGUCGUGUGGGCAGCAUUGCCAAGUCCUUGCCAAGCAUGCUGGAGCACGAUGUCCAGAUUAACACACAAUACAAGCGCUACUUGCAGUCCGAUAUCAAGGAUAUUGAAGAUCUCGGGGCCAACACCGGCGGCGUGCUCCAUGACAGUCUCACCUCGAAACCAGUGGCUGUCUACAAGGAUGGAGACGGACAGACGUAUAAGUUCAGCGCUGUGUGUCCCCAUAUGAAAGGGGUCCUGAGCUGGAACCAGACGGAAAAGAGCUGGGAUUGCCCAGUACAUGGGAGUCGGUUCAGCUGCGAGGGCGUCUGUGUUGAUGGACCAGCGAAAUCCAACCUGACUCCCAUGGAUAGCGCAUCUCGGCACAGGCAAAUUCCUGUUUAG
Molecule: messenger RNA, 1620 nt
Organism: Aspergillus chevalieri
Lineage: Eukaryota; Fungi; Ascomycota; Eurotiomycetes; Eurotiales; Aspergillaceae
Product: FAD-dependent oxidoreductase
Exons: 1
Coding region: 1-1620 (539 amino acids)
Cellular component (GO): cytoplasm
Molecular function (GO): oxidoreductase activity; 2 iron, 2 sulfur cluster binding
Source: RefSeq, a predicted model, not a curated record